Messenger RNA from Camelina sativa (false flax), 873 nucleotides. The record is from RefSeq and is a predicted model, not a curated record. NCBI's taxonomy places the organism in Eukaryota, Viridiplantae, Streptophyta, Magnoliopsida, Brassicales, Brassicaceae.
AUGGAAUGCAACAAGGAGGACGCUAUAAAGGCAAUGGAUAUUGCCAAGAGGAAAAUUGCGGAGAAUGAUUACAACGGGGCGAAGAAACUAGCAAACAAGGCUCAGAAUUUGUAUCCAAAGCUUGAUGGGUUGAAACAAGUUAUGAUGUUGAUUGAUGUUUAUAUCUCUCUCGGCUGGAAACAAAAUCAUUGCAAAGAAAGUAAACAAACAAUGGAAUCUAACGAGGAAGAAGCCAAAAUAGCAAUGGAUACGGCUGAGAAGAAACUCUCGGAGAAUGAUUACAAUGGAGCGAAAACAUUCGUCGACAAGGCUAAGAAAUUGUAUCCAAACCUUGAUGGUUUGAAACAAGUGUUGAGGAUGAUCGAUGUUUAUAUCUUUGCAUCAAACAAGAUCAACGGAGAAGCUGACUGGUACGGAGUUCUCAACGUAGAUCCUUUAUCUGAUGAUGAAGCGGUGAAGAAACAGUACAAGAAGCUGGCUCUUUUGCUUCAUCCGGACAAGAACAGGUUUAAUGGCGCUGAAGGCGCGUUUAAGCUGGAUCCAUCAGAGCCACACGAAUACGAGUCCGGGUCCAGGUACAGAUCCGAGCCUGAGCCUGAGCAGCCUGAUCCUGAUUCUUCAUGGAAACAGGAAAAUCCAUGGGAACCAGAGGAAGUCAUUUUCUUUUGGACAUGUUUCGUUGCGACCGAGAUCAUUCCAGAGAUGGUCGAUGGGAGGCCAGUCUACAGAUUUAGUGCCAAGUUUCAACGAACAAGCGAAAGUACAAGUGAUGAUGCUUCUUCUUCGAACACUUCAGAUUCUGAUAGCGCAAAUCAAGCAGAAGAAAAUAUUCUUCCAGCUACUUCUGCUAGAGGUGAUGAAAAGGAAGCAUAG